AUGAAUGCUGCCGCAGAAGGUGAAAAGGCUCUCGCGGCCUCUAAUGCGCUUCUUGCAAUCCAGCACUAUACCCGUGCUUUGACUGAGCUGCCUCGCGCCCCGUCCUAUUACAUUCAGCGCGCAGUCGCGCGCUCGCGUGUGAAACCAGUCGAUGGUGGGCCGCAAUCCCUAGAGGCCCUUCGAGAUGCCGAAAUUGCUCUCGCGCUGGCUCGGGAACGUGGAAAGCGAGAGCUGAUCCUGCAAGCGCAGAUGCGGCGCGGAGUGGCACUGUACCAACUGGAGCGUUAUGCCGACGCCUCGUUCAUUUUUGGCAUUGUCGAAUCUAAAACUGCCACGGAACAGGGCUCGCGAAGCAAAGAGGACGAGGCCAAGGCUGCCAUGGCUGGCUUAUCGGCCGCAGGCAAGAAGAACGGUGUCAGCGCAGAACUGCCGAUUUGGAUUGCCAAAGCCCGCCGCAAGUUAGCGGAGUUGCAAGCCGACGAUGAAAAACUGUCAGCUUCGAUUCCCGAGUUCCCUUCUGAUACACGCAUUCCCACCGAGGCCGAACUCAAGGCCGAAUGGCAAGCUCUCAAAUCCGGACAAUCAUUUGCUGCUCAAAGUCAGACAGCUCAAGGAAGCGGUCAGAAGGAUGUCUCCGCUGCGGCUGCUGCAGAUCUCAAAGAAUCUGCCAGUGAAGUCACAACUAAGCCCGCAUCAGCUGCUCCGGUACAAAAAGUUCGCCAUGAAUGGUAUCAGUCACAUGACUCUGUUGUGGUGUCUCUUUACGUGAAGGGGGUCUCGAAGGACAGCGUUGAGCUGGAUCUGCAGGAAAGCUCGGUGACGCUGCAGUUUCUCCUGGCUUCGGGCCCAACCUAUGACUUCACUCUGGAUCCAUUCUACGCCCCUAUCGACAAAGCUGCAUCGACAGUCUCCGUUAUGGGCACUAAGAUCGAAUUGAUUCUCAAGAAAAUGACGCCUGGGCAGAAGUGGAGUGCGCUGGAGGGUACGCCAUCUGCCACCACUCAACUAACAGACCGUCCUGCUGCUCCUCCAGCACCAGUACCCUCAGCUCCAGCCUACCCGACCUCAUCCCGAAAGGGUGCCAAGGAUUGGGACAAACUUGCGUCAAAUCUGACGGCCAAGAAGCCAAAGGGGAAGAAACGCGAUAGCACGACCGAGAAAAAAGAAGGGGAUGAUGAUGUGUCCGACGCAGAAUCAGUAGAUUCGGAAUUCGGUGGUGACGCCGUGGAUGGUUUCUUCAAAAAGCUCUAUGCUGGUGCUGACCCGGACACGCGACGGGCCAUGAUGAAGAGCUACAUUGAAAGUCAAGGCACAUCUUUGAGCACUAACUGGUCAGAAGUUGGCAACAAAAAAAUGGAGCCUCAUCCUCCCAGUUGA
Penicillium oxalicum is the source of this 1377-nucleotide messenger RNA. Its product is annotated as co-chaperone SGT1. The transcript has 2 exons. Gene Ontology annotation, biological process: protein stabilization. The coding region runs from base 1 to 1377 and encodes 458 amino acids. Lineage: Eukaryota; Fungi; Ascomycota; Eurotiomycetes; Eurotiales; Aspergillaceae. Gene Ontology annotation, molecular function: protein-folding chaperone binding. The record is from RefSeq and is a predicted model, not a curated record.